UCACCGACCUCCUUUAAUUUGAGCUCAGCCGCCGUGGGGUCCGCACUCAGCGAAGGGGGAUCUUCUCGUUUCCAGACCUAGCUAGGGAGAAGGAGAUCCGGUUGGAUUUGUUUCACCUCUUUGGCAAGACCUUACCCGAUCCCGGCGCUGGAUUUUUAAACCUCAAAACUCUCCUCGAGGUUUUUCUUUUCGAUUUUCUUUUUUGUUUCCAACACACAGUAAGAGAGAAUGGGAGCCCCGUUGUCCAAGGGUGGAGUAGCUGUUGAGGGGAAAGCCGCCGCCGCUGCCGACCCUGCCGCCGCCAAAGCCAACGGCCAGGAGAACGGUCACGUCAAAUCCAACGGUGACGUGUCGGCCAAGCCCGACGGGGAAGUGGCCGCAGCCGCCGAUGGAAACGGAACAGCCGAACUGGCCAAGGAGGGCGAAAACGGCACCGGGGACGCCAUCGAGCCAGCCCCCGCGGCCGAGGGGGAGUCCGCCAAGCCGGAGGGUGAGGGCGCCAAGGAGGGCAAGAAGAAGAAGAAGUUCUCCCUGAAGAACUCCUUCAAGUUCAAGGGCAUCUCGCUGAAGAAGAGUAAGAAGGGCGGUGAGGAGGGCAAGGAGGAGGUCGCCUCCCCGACGGCUGAGGAGAAUGGCCACUCGGCCAAGGAAACCAAAGAGGAGACGCCGGCCGCCGAGGCCAAAGAGGACGAGGCCGCAGAUCCGGCUGCUGCUGAGGCCGCACCCGAGGGAGAGGCCAAGGCGAAGGAGGAGGCCCCACCCACAGAGGCUGCCCCGGUCGAGGAGGCCGCCGCUGCCGACGCCAUCCCUGCUGAGGACACGACACCCGCGGCCCCCGAGGGUGAGGCCAAGGCAGAGUGACUGCCCCCCCCCCCCCCCUCCCUCCCUCCCCCCAGCCGCGGCACCUGAACUGAUUUUCCAAGAUUAAAAGUAUAUAAAUAUAUAUAUGAGCGACGCGUGCCACGUUCUUAAAAGUUAUAAACGAAACUAGAGAAGAAGACAACGGAUAUAUCACGUCUGCUGAGUCAACCACCAGUUCACUGCCUUUUAUUAGUUCUUCGACAGAUGGAAUCUCACUGGGCCCUCUCACGAUCAAAGCGUCGGCGUGUGUCGCCCCCUCAUGGUACACACGGGGACUGGCGUGUGGUGAAGGUAAAUGGAUUGGAUGGAUGUGGAGCGAAUCAGGAAUACUGACUUAUUUUCCCAGUUCACGGAGAAGCAUCCUUUUUUAACAGCGUGGCAGCCCUAUAACAUUUUUCUUUUUCUGUCUCAUCUCUCUUCUUUUUUUUUUUUUUUGGAUCUAAAAAAUUGUCACCGUAGCGGAGCGGGGCAGAGCAUCUCCUUCACUCGAAAUGACUGUUAUAUGGACACAUAAACCUUUCAGAAAGAUCUAACUCAUUUUUAGAAUUCUACAUUCCUAUGUUUUACCCCCCCAAACAAUUUCAAGUAUUUUGUCAUGUAUAGAAAAGUAAAAAAUCAAGGAGGGGAGGUGGAAGAUGAGCAAUGUCUUUGUACGUGCAUUUCGAUUAGUUCUUUUGUUCUUCUGGCUAAAACCACAUUCGAGCUUCUUGAGUAUUGCAGUGUUCACAUUUCAGUUUAUGAUGCAGGGGUUGUGUACAAAAUGUGAGCUUUUUAAUCUGCAAACUGUCUCUGUAAAUAUGUUUUCGCCAAUAUUUUUGGUUCUCUUUAUUUUGCUAUCGUUUGAAGAUGUCAAUGAUUUUAUUGUAACUUUUAAUAAGGGUAAAUAAAUGUUCGAUCCCCCCCC
Messenger RNA from Anarrhichthys ocellatus (wolf-eel), 1765 nucleotides. RefSeq names its product MARCKS-like 1a (gene marcksl1a). Gene Ontology annotation, molecular function: actin filament binding; calmodulin binding. NCBI's taxonomy places the organism in Eukaryota, Metazoa, Chordata, Actinopteri, Perciformes, Anarhichadidae. Bases 229 to 861 code for a protein of 210 amino acids. The transcript is spliced from 2 exons. The record is from RefSeq and is a predicted model, not a curated record. Gene Ontology annotation, biological process: actin filament organization; central nervous system development. Gene Ontology annotation, cellular component: cytoplasm; plasma membrane.